CCGCUGCUCUGUCAUCUUUUUCUUCUUCUUCUUCUUCAGUUCUUCUUCUUCUUCCUCUUCUCCAGCAACCCAACCCCUUAAACCCUAAACCCUCGCAAAAAAUGGACCCUACAAUCCACCCACAACCGCAAACACACGACGAUUGGCGGCGCCGGCGGGUAAUGCGCAAUCUUAAAGACGCCAUUGUUAAAGAUCUUGCUGCUUCAAACCCUUCAACACCCAUUACCCACGACCUCCACUCCUACGUCGAGCAGCGACUGCAACAAGUCUUUCCCACAUUCGAUACUCCUACACACCCACCUUACGCUUGGAUGAUACGUAGAGCGAUAGUGGAGUUGAAUGAGGUAAAGGGAUCUAGUGAGGAGGUGAUAUCAAGGUUUAUAGAGAAAGAGAACAAGGAUUUGCCAUGGGCGCAUGUGACUUUGUUGAAACAUCAUUUGAGGAAGCUUUGUUGGGAUGGAGAAAUUAUGUGUACCAAUGAUGGAAAGUAUAUGCUCCAACCAGAUGAUGGUGAUUUUGGGCAGAACUGUGGGAUGCCAAAAAUGCGCCUUGAUGAAGAUGGUUAUGACUGCAGUGAUCCUGUACUUCUACUUGAAAGGACAGAUCAGACUGCAGAGCAGAAUUGUAGUGAGACUCUGCCAAGUCUGAGACGGAGAACCUCAAGGGAACAAAAGCAGCUUAAGAAAUCAUUGGCAAAAGCAAAGAGGAAUCUGAAGAGCCUGGAAUUGAAGAAGCAAGAUGAUGACCAAUCCAUGGUGGCCAUCUCAAGUUCAUCUGUCACAAGCCCAAUCUUAGGCUAUGCAUGUUCCUUGCAUCCAUUGAAGGUAAUGAAGCAUGAUAUUAAUCAACCUAUGAGAAGAGAAGAAAAGAAAAAUCAAGAGGAUUGGCAAAAGCAAACAGAGACUAUAUGUGGAGAGGUGAAAUCUAUUGUUAGGGUGGUUGACAAACAAAAACAACCAGAAGAACAAGGAGGUAAGACGGUUGGUCAACAACAAGAACAUCAAGUUGACGUCCAAACCAAGAGACUGGAGUCCUCUUUCGACAGACAAUGUGAUCAAAAUUCAAAGGUUUCAUUUUGCAAGUGUUCGGUGCCUCUACUGGAAAAGGCAAAGAAGUCUUUGAAAUGGCAGCAUAAAAGGAAAAAUAACUGUGAGGAAAAAAAAUUAAUUAUUGUUUGUGGUCUCAUGGCAGGACAAUCAUCAAAAUCAUCGACAUAUUGUUGUGAAAAGGCACCAAAGUCACACAGAGAGCCAAUGUCGGCAUCUCUUGCAUUAUCCCAGGAGUUGGUGCGGCCAACAAAGAGUGCAUGUGGAGAGGUGAGAUCUGUUUUGAAGAUAAUUCACAAAGAAAAACAACCAGAAGAACAAGAAGGCAAGACAGUCGGAGAACAAUAUCAACAACAACAAGGGGAAAUGGGAGGUAUAACCAAGAUAUUGGGUUCUCCUUUUGGCGGGGACUGUGGUGAAAACUUGAAGGAAUCUUUAUUUCGGAAUGGGUUGCAUGAGAGUAAGCAUCAUGAGGGGGAAGAAGAAUUGAUUACUGUUUGUGAUCUCUUGGCAGAACAACAGUCAGAAGUGACAGCAUUUGGUCACAAGAAAGCAAUGAAGUCAUGCAGAGAGCCAUUGCCGGCAUCUCUUGAACUGUCCGGGGAACUGGGGCAGCUCAAUGAGCCACAUAUCAAGCUUUCCAGUCCGAAAAGUUGUCCUGAGCUUGAAGCAACUUCACUGGAGAGGUUUACUCAAAAUCAACAGAAGCCACUCAAGGUUUACAUGCGGAGAGGGAUGGACAAUGCCCCGCUAAAGGUAGAAACUCCACUUAAUAUGUCCUCAAAAUUAGAACAUCUUGAAGGAAUGCAGCAACUGGAGUUUAGAAGAUCAGAAAACCCCCUUGAAUUUGAAUUAAGGACCUUGGAAGAAGAUGCAGAGGGUGGGCAGGAGGAAGCUGUGUCCCACCUAGCGACUGCAAAAGCUUCUCAGAAGGAACCCUUGGGUAUGCAGAAGCCAAUUAAGGUUUAUUUCAGGAGAAAUGUACACAUGCCUGAUAAAAAUACUAGAAACAUCCCCUAGUUUAUUGACCAAUUCAAAAUGUUUUAAAGAGAAACAAUAGUUGGAGGUCCAAAAUUCAGAAAGCUUUGGAAUUUGAUUUAAGAUCCAUAGGGGCAGAUACCAGUUAGGAGCAAGAGGUAAGCUGUGUUGAAGAUGCAUCCUCUCCAGUGAAGCAAACAGUAGAAAGAAGUAGAACUUAAAUGGUGCGUGGAAGCCACCUGAUAUCAUAAACACACUGGAUGUUAAGGUGUUUCUUUUAAGUUUUAAUAGGGAAGAAAGGUUAGCGUUUGGU
Molecule: messenger RNA, 2337 nt
Organism: Rubroshorea leprosula
Lineage: Eukaryota; Viridiplantae; Streptophyta; Magnoliopsida; Malvales; Dipterocarpaceae
Source: the annotation of a GenBank genome assembly